Messenger RNA from Chlamydomonas reinhardtii, 2997 nucleotides. RefSeq lists its product as uncharacterized. NCBI's taxonomy places the organism in Eukaryota, Viridiplantae, Chlorophyta, Chlorophyceae, Chlamydomonadales, Chlamydomonadaceae. Bases 70 to 2118 code for a protein of 682 amino acids. The transcript is spliced from 3 exons. Gene Ontology annotation, cellular component: cell periphery; membrane; endoplasmic reticulum. Gene Ontology annotation, molecular function: glycerophospholipase activity. The record is from RefSeq and is a predicted model, not a curated record. Gene Ontology annotation, biological process: sphingolipid catabolic process; ceramide biosynthetic process.
GUCACUGCUUUGACUUAUUACCUGAUAUCCCGCAUGCCACAUUUUGUACACAAAGUACCAAGCAAUAGAAUGCCGGUCGAAAACCUCGUCACGCUGUUCAGCCCCGAGCUGAUUCGUCACGUAGCCAGCUUUAUGCAUCCCAACUAUGUAGCGACUGCCUUCAAGCUCAGCUGCAAAGAUGUCGCCCAGGCAGUGCGGGAGCAAUUCACGACCAUCCAGCUGCGUGGCGAGCCGCGCGCGCUUCAGUCGUUUCGGUUUGGUUCAAUUAUAAUCGCACUAGCGGAGCAGCCCUGGCCCGGAGCCGCCUUCGUGGCGCAUUGGGGCCGCCCCGAGCCCUGGCGGCCCCUCAACCGCCGCGAGCGCCACCGGCUGCUGUGCCUGGCCGCGUCCAGCCACCACGAACCCAGCCUGGACGCGGCCCUGGCGCACUGCGGGACGGUCAUACAGGCAGACGCUCUAGCGUCCGCCAUCGCUGCCGGUGACCUGGCGGCGUGCCGGCGGCUGCACGAGAGCGAGGGCUACGACAUGGAGCCUGAGCUCGCCGCGGCAGCAGCUGGCGUUGCCGGCAGCCUGCCCGUGUGCAAAUGGCUUGUUGAGACAGUUACUUCCGCUAUCUUCACGAUCUUGCCAGAGCUCUGCUACGCCAGGCAUUCAGAUGCGGUGGAGUUGGCGCUUAGGCAGGCGGACGUAUCACAGCGGCCUGGCUGUAAGCGCAGACUCCUGGGGGCCGCCGCGGCGGCGGGGCGGGUGGAGCUGCUGCGGCAGCUGGCGACGCGCUUUCCCCUGAGCCUAAAAGAUGAAGACGGCAGGCCCACUGUGCUGUCGCAUGUGGCGUCCGGCUGCCCGCUGGAGGUGCUACAGCAAUACUACGAGCGCUGGGGCAGUCGAUUGCUGUGGACAGCUGGGCAGAGGCGGCAGCUCCUGAUGGCGGCGGCGGCCAGCCCCACGCCCGACUGGGCCGCCAAAUGCGAGUGGCUGUGGGCUCAGUGGGGUGGGGCGGCCGCGGGCUUGGGCGCAGGCCUUGGCCACGUCGAGGGUAUCGACGAGCGGGUGUCCAACAUUAUGAGGCGCCCCGACUUUCCGCAGCGGCUGCAGCUGCUGGCGUCUUACCGCCUGCGGGACAUGAUAGAUAGGUAUGCGCCUGAGGCGGCCGGCACCAUUGGCAGCACUGCCGCGGUGGAGUUCUGUCUCGACCAGCUGCCUGCUCUGCUGCGGCAGCAGGCGGUGCCGGCCGCUGGCGGUGGGCCGGCGGCUGCAGCGGGCGUACCGGCGCCGCAGCAACAGCCGCCACUGCAGUGGCGGCUGGUGGUGCCACCUCUGAUCCCCAUCGCAGCAGUGGCAUUCGAGCGCGGUCACGUGCCUGUGCUGCGGCUGCUGCGAGAGCGCGGCCACGUCUUCCCGGCGCCUCGCGACCUUGCGGCGGUGCUGGCAGUGUCUUGCAGAAACGUACGCAGCCGCAAUGAGGACCUAGCACGGACCAACAUGCUGAGGUCUCUGCGCUACCUGCUCCUGGAGGAGCCCGGCGCUGUGCAGCAGGGCGGUGCUGAUAAGGACUGGUCGUCCCUGUUUCAAAACGCAGCAAGGAGUGGUGCUGACCUGCCACUGCUGCAGCACCUGCACGAGCAGCGCGGCGGCGCCAUCGACCUGGUGGCAGUGGCGGAGGGCGGCAGCGAGGAGGCGCUGGAGUGGGCGGUGGCGGCGCUGACCGCAGCUGCUGGGGAGGCGCCGGAGCCGCUGUCCUGCAGCGCGUUCCGGCAGGUGUUGCGCGGCGGCAACUGGGCGGCGGCGGACUGGCUGGUGCGCUACGGCCUGGUGGCGACGUCCAGGCAGGAGCUGGUCGAGAGCCUGGUGUUUGAGGAUGCACGUAGUGGGACUGCCGUAAUAGCGGAGCUGCAGUGGGCUGUGGGUAUGGGCGGCGGGCAAGGCCAGCAGGAGCAGGUGCAGUGGACGCCUGGGCUGCAUGCAGCUCUCAGGGAGCUGCUCGCCAGGUGCAGGAGGUACGGAAACAAGAAUGCCCCCGCGCGCAUAGACUGGCUGGCGGAGCUGGUCGCCGCGGCCGAGGAGGUGGUGGGCGGGGCGCCGGCCGAGGGCGCCGGCGGUGUCGCCGAGGGCGUGUAGUCCUGGUGGGUCGGCGUGAUGUUGUGUGAUGUGAUGGGACGUUCUGUUCAUGUGCCAUUUAUGAAGUGCCGUGAAGCGUGUGUUUGCGAGGAGCAGCUGCGCGAAUGGAUGGACAUGUGACUGUUGCGGGUAAAGCGCCCAAGGCGCAACGCUGUUACCACACACGCAAGCCGAGUACCAUAUAUACCAGCCUAACGCGGGCGGUGCCUGUACGAACUGUCCUGGUCAUGUCCGGGAGGUGAGGUACCGUACUUUUGGAACCUUCAGCCUCAGACGGGCGAGUAGUGGACGCAGCCCACGUUCUGGGAGACACUUUUCUUGUUGCGAGGAAUAUUUGGGAAUCUUGUGUGCCGGUAUGAUGUAUAGAUUUGGGUCUUAACGACACCGCUUGGUCCAGGAGAAGUGUUUACGACAUUGGCUGCCGGCGUCUGGCUAGACAGGGCUGCUGCUGCGGGGCUGCGGGCCCCCCUACCUGGCUGGACCGGCAUUCAGGGCGUCAGUGUGAGUUUGAUUGACAGCCGGCUUUGCUUUUGUCACGCAUGUUGUGAUGUGGUGUGGAGGCGGGUUCGUUAGUGAUGCACGGUAAGGACACGUACCCUACAGUUGGCCGAACCCCAAGCUGUUCUGUUAGACGAUUUGACCAGGCUAGUUGCGCUACGUGGUGGCACUGUCAGCUCGUAGUAACCGCACUACCGGCAGUUAUGGUUGCAGCAGUUGUGGCGACCUGUACGACCUCAGCGUGAAGAUUACGGCAUUGCAGCUGCUAUGAAACGGGCUUCACUCGCGAGACUGGGAAUCUGCUGAGCCUGUGCAGACUGCAGAGCCUGUGCAGAGUGAGCAUACGUGGCUUGGUCGUGAUGGUUGUAACCGACCAGCCGA